Messenger RNA from Phalacrocorax carbo (great cormorant), 4113 nucleotides. The record is from RefSeq and is a predicted model, not a curated record. NCBI's taxonomy places the organism in Eukaryota, Metazoa, Chordata, Aves, Suliformes, Phalacrocoracidae.
ACGCCAUAAGGGCGCGCCGCCGCGCCGAGGCCGGGCUGGCGGGGAGUGGACGGCGGCUCGCUCCGGCCAUGUCCGCGGAGAGGCGGCUGGGCUCGGGCCGAGGCAGCCAGGGCAUCAAGUUGUCAGCAGAGGUCAAACCAUUUGUUCCAAAACAUGUGGCGGUAACUGUGGCAUGGUCAGAACCCUCAGAAGCAUGUGUGUUUCCUAGGUACUUAACUACAUGCUACCCAUUUGUUCAGGAACCAUCUUUGGAUAAGCAACAAGUAUACGCUGAAGAUUUGCCCCGGGAUGACUUCUCAUCUCUUUCUCAAUGUCCAUCACAUAGUGUUCUGGGAGAUCCUGCCUUCCGUGAAUACUCCAGCUGCUCUUACUCACCUGAUGUUGUUUCAAAUCCAUAUCCAGUAGCUGGCUCAAAAUAUCAUUCUAACAGCUCAACACACUAUAAUGGUUCAGGAAUAGUCAGUAAAUCUGCUGAGCGAACGUAUCCAAUCAGACAAGAAAGUAGGAAUCUUUCAAAGCAGAGGAGAUCAAAAGAGGGUGAGAAAAAGCCAGACAAGAAAAGGCACGAUGGAGAUGACUCUUCUGUCAGAAUUGUGAACAGGACUUCAUUCCAGACUUCCGCAUGCAGCAGAGAUUCCGUGAAGCCAGACAGGUUCAGUAAAACUACAAACAAGAAGUCAACUCAAACUCCAAAAACAGAGUCUCUUCCUGUGCCCGUAUUUGAAGCUACCGCUCUGGAUUUCCACAAGUCACAGAGUUUGGGAAGCAGCGAGAUACUGAAUGUGCAUCAUAAAAGUGGACCAAUAUGUUCAGCAGAACGUAACAUUACGUGCCUUAGUCAACCACAGAUGUCUCUUUUGUUGAACACAGAGGAAGAUACUUCUGUGGAAAGCAAAGCUUCAUCAAAAACUUUAGAUGAAACAGUAGUCAGCUUAAUUCCCUCUCCAUUUGGUGGUAGAGCAGCGUUUCCUAAAACACCUGCAGAUGGCUCUGCUCAGCCACACGUGUCUUGGGCCAAGGUACUUUCACAGCCCCCAAAGAAAAUUGUGUCAUCACCAGCAUCUGAAAAUCUUUCCAGCGGCAAAGGGAAGCAGGAUAGUGAAGCAAAGCAGUCAGAAACAAAAAAUGACGCUAGUGAAACUGAGCCUGAUGAAGGGUCAGAAAAGAAGAAGAAAAAGAAGAAAAAGAAGAAAAAAACAAAGGCACCCACUGAUGUAGAGAAACCUCAAGAUGAAUCUAGUACUGUACAGGAACCACCAAAGAUUGAGGAUGCUGAGGAGUUUCCUGAUCUGGCAGCUGCUUCUGAUAGGAAAAACAGACUAGGAACUCAGAAAUCAUCAUUUACUCCUGCUUCCAGAAAGCGGUCUGAAAUCCAUCUUCCUGAAGAGCCUUGGGAUAGUCAGUCUCCCACACUGGAUGGAACUCCCAAGGUGGAGGGACUGUCAGGGAAGCAAGCUUCAUCUUCUGUAUUGGAAAGAAAGAAAAUGCAGGAAACAUCCAGGAGCAGUGGUAAGAAGAGUCAAAUUCCUGUGCAGUUGGAUUUGGGUGGCAUGCUGGCAGUCUUGGAGCAGAAGCAGCAGACAGAGAAGACAAAACAGUCUUCUAAACCUGUGGUGUUUUCAGUUGGUGGUGCCAUACCAUUGCUUUCUAAAGAACCUGCUACAGCCACAAAAAGUCACCGAUUAAGCCAAGGGAAGAUGCCUCAUAACCCUUUGGAUUCCAGCGCUCCUUUGGUAAAGAAAGGGAAACAGAGAGAAGUCCCUAGAGCAAAGAGACCAACACCUCUUAAAAAGAUUAUUCUGAAAGAAAGAGAACAACGGAAACAGCAACACCUGUUAGAACAGAGAGCAAAAUCAAAAGAUGAAGAUAAUACUUGUCAGUCUGCAGAAAAUAUUGCUGAAGAUGAAACGCUUCUACAGGAUAGUCAAGCAGCUGUUCCUGUAACGCAAGUUGCUGAAGGGGUUCCGGACAACACAGGUAUCCAGGUAUCUACAGAAGCUUCUGUGACUUCAAAGCAGCUAACCUCCAAUCUUCCAAAAAUCCAUAGUAGGAAUUUUAGAGAUUAUUGCAGCCAGGUACUUAGUAAAGAAGUUGACAGUUGUGUGACAGAUCUCUUAAAAGAACUGGUUCGUUUCCAAGAUCGCUUGUAUCAGAAGGACCCAGUAAAGGCCAAGAUAAAACGCAGGCUUGUUAUGGGUCUUAGAGAGGUUUUGAAACACCUGAAGCUGAAAAAACUGAAGUGUGUCAUCAUCUCUCCUAACUGCGAAAAGAUUCAGUCAAAGGGUGGGCUGGAUGAGACUCUACACAACAUUAUCGACUGUGCCUGUGAACAGAAUAUCCCAUUUGUUUUUGCCCUUAAUCGCAAGGCCCUAGGCCGCUGUGUGAACAAAGCAGUGCCUGUGAGCGUGGUGGGAAUCUUUAGCUAUGAUGGAGCUCAGGACCAUUUUCACAGAAUGGUACAACUGGCAACAGAGGCCAGGAAGGCCUACAAAGAUAUGAUAGCAGCUUUAGAGGAACAAGCUGAAGGAGGACUAAGAGAAACCCAACCCAGCGUCUUAACCACUGAAUAUGAAAAAAAAGGCUUACCAGAAACUGGUAAAUCAUCUUCCAAGGACUCUGAUGAGGAUGUACCAAAUUAUAUUAAAAUCUGGAAGAGAAAACUUGAAGAAGAGUAUAACCCGUAUGCACUGGAACUGGAAAAGAGAGCAACUGCUGACAUAGUGAAUUCGGAAGAUCAUCAGUAAAUCCAGAUGCAGUUCUAUUGGGCUUUCAACUUUUUUUGUUUUAGUUUGUUUUUGUUUUUGUUUUGGGUUUUUUUGAUGCAUAGGAAGAAGGUAGCAAGAGUAUCUCAAGUCAGUUAAGUAAACUGUUCUGAAUCCCUUUAAGCAAAAUACACACUGAGGCACUGGCUAAUGCUUUCACGUUCUAAAUAUUUGACUGAUUACUACAGCAGAUGGCAACAGCAAACUGUCUUAGCCCUGAACUGCUUGGACUGGCGUGGCAUACUUUAAUGGUUUAAUGGACUAGCAUUGAUUUGCUAGUGAUAACCAGUAUACCAAAAGAAUUUGCUAGAAAAAUAAUUUUAUUUGUGAAGAGAUUCCAUGAGCCAGAAGGUUGGGACUCGUAGAGAGUUGCUUUUUAUUUUUAACUCUUGUUUAAGGAACUUCCACUGUUUCUUGAUUGUGGGUUUGCUUUUGUCUUUUUUUUCUAAAUAAACCUGCUCAGGUGGGCAGGUUGGUAUCAAUGUCACUUUCUUCCAGUCAGCAAGAAAUUAAUUCAGGGCAGGCAGCUUGAUUGAAACUAAUUAAAGAAGGCCAUGAUGACAGAGUUCCCAGGUAACUCUUCUGUGUGACAUUUUGUUCUUCUGGGAUCAUAGAGCAGGUAAAAAGGAGAGAGUGUAGCCUGCAAAGGUCUGAAAUUCCUGAAGUGAAAAUGCUGUGUUUAGGAAUCUUACAAUGUUGAUUAACCAUAUAAUGAUGAUGAUUCUGCUGCUACUGAGACUAGUUUCUCAUACGUUCGGCUUUGAAGUUAGGAGUAUGUUGAAGGACGGCACAUGUGCCAGCCUGCUGUCCUGUCUAUACCUCCUCUGUGCCAACAGACUCCUCAUUCCCUCAGUUUGGGGUUGUGUUGGUGUAUAUAGUUGUUAAAGAGUUUUUGAUCAAUCUCAGUUUGUAUCUAAGGUAAGGACAAUUUGUAUCUUAGAGGAAACAAAAUUUUAAAAACACCAAAUAUGCUUAUAAUGAUGGUGGAGUGUCAUGGUGGGAACGUGCUAUAUAAAUACCAUUGUUUACAAGUUGCAGACAUAGGAAGACAAGACUAAGGAAAGUAAUUCAAGGAUGCAUAUGUGAUUUCUGCCAGCUGUUCUCAGAGAUGAUAUAGAUGCCAUGUGCUGCUGCCAGUGUCUCUGAAGUGUGUCUGUAAGUGCUUUACCACAUGGAACAUUUGUAGUGCAAUACUUCAGAAAGUAGCUGCCAUGUGAAGUUAGAAAUUAUAUAAAAAUUUUCAAUAAUUUUGAAAUUCAAAGUUUUGUAGAAUGUAAAUUGUAUAAAACCUGUUACAAUAUAUUGAUUCUAUUAAGUAUGGUGUGAUUUAAAUAAACUCUUCUGGUGGGCA